Molecule: messenger RNA, 2257 nt
Organism: Zonotrichia leucophrys gambelii
Lineage: Eukaryota; Metazoa; Chordata; Aves; Passeriformes; Passerellidae
Gene: CAPN9
Product: calpain 9
Exons: 20
Coding region: 1-2073 (690 amino acids)
Biological process (GO): proteolysis
Cellular component (GO): cytoplasm
Molecular function (GO): calcium-dependent cysteine-type endopeptidase activity; calcium ion binding
Source: RefSeq, a predicted model, not a curated record
AUGCCCUACCUGCACCAGGACUCGAAGCCGCGGCCGGCUGCGCAUCCCGGCGGUGCCCGAGGCACGCACAGCUCGGGAAAGGGCUACGAGCAGCUGAAGCAGGAGUGCCUGCGCAGGGGUGUCCUCUUCGAGGACCCCGACUUCCCUGCCUGCAAUUCAUCUCUCUUCUUCAGGGAAAACCCAGCCAUUCCCUUCGUCUGGAAGAGGCCUGGGGACAUUGUCAAAGACCCCAAGUUUAUCGUUGGAGGAGCCACCAGAACUGACAUUUGUCAAGGGGAUCUUGGUGACUGCUGGCUUUUAGCAGCCAUAGCUUCUCUCACACUGAAUGAAAAGACACUAGCAAGAGUGGUGCCACUGGAUCAAAAUUUUGGGCCAGAUUACGCUGGAAUAUUUCACUUCCAGUUUUGGCAGCACAACGAGUGGCUGGAUGUCGUGAUUGAUGACCGAUUGCCCACCUUCAAGGGCCGGCUGGUUUUCCUGCACUCAGCUGAACUCAAUGAAUUUUGGAGUGCCUUACUAGAGAAAGCCUAUGCCAAGUUGAAUGGCAGCUACGAGUCUCUGAAGGGUGGCAGUACAAUAGAGGCCAUGGAGGAUUUCACUGGGGGCAUAGGAGAAACAUAUGAUGUUAAGGAGGCUCCUGACAAUUUCUAUGAAAUCCUAGGAAAAGCCCUGAAAAGAUGCUCAAUGGUGGGCUGUUCUAUUGAUACCAGCAGUGCUGCCGAGUCAGAAGCCCGAACCCCGUUUGGCCUUGUGAAAGGCCAUGCAUACUCUGUGACUGGCAUUGAGGAGGUGAGCUAUAGGGGCCAACAAGUGCAGCUCAUCAGGAUAAGGAACCCGUGGGGACAGGUGGAGUGGAACGGCCCUUGGAGUGACAACUCUGCAGAGUGGCGCUCAGUCAGCCCAUCGGAGCAGAGACGCCUGUCUCAGGCAGCACGGGAUGAUGGAGAGUUCUGGAUGAAGUUUGAAGACUUCAAAGUGCAUUUUGACAAAGUUGAGAUCUGCAACCUGACUCCAGAUGCCCUGGAAGACAGCACUGCCCACAAAUGGGAAGUGGCCAUCCACCAAGGAAGUUGGGUCCGGGGAGCCACCGCAGGAGGAUGUAGAAAUUUCCUAGAGACUUUCUGGACAAAUCCACAAAUCAAGCUGCAUUUGACAGAGAAGGAUGAUGGACAAGAUGGAUGCACAUUCAUAGCAGCACUGAUGCAAAAGGGUCGCCGUAAGCUCAAGAAGCUUGGAGCUGAAAUGCUGACCAUUGGCUACUCUAUUUAUGAGAGCCCUGGCACAGAUGGACACUUGGGCAAAGACUUCUUCAGGUACCACGCCUCCAAGGCCAGGAGCAAAACCUACAUCAAUUUAAGGGAAGUAUCCCACCGAUUCAAGCUGCCACCGGGUGAUUACAUUCUCAUUCCAACCACAUUUGAGCCGCACCAGGAGGCAGAUUUCUGCCUGAGGAUCUUCUCUGAGAAGAAGGCCAUCACUGAGGAUUUAGAUGAAAACGUUGCCAUUGAUCUUCCUGAGCCUCUACAUCCAACCCCAAGCCCAGAAGAAACUGAAGAAGAAAAACAAUUCCGGGCACUGUUUGAGCAGAUUUCAGGAAAGGACCUGGCAAUAUCUGCAGAAGAGCUUGAAUAUGUUCUGAAUGCUGUAUUAAAAAAAACAAAGAAUAUAAAAUUCAAGAACUUAAGUCUCAUUUCAUGCCGAAACAUCAUUUCUCUUAUGGAUACCAAUGGCUACGGGAAACUGGAAUUCAGUGAGUUCAAAGUUUUCUGGGAAAAACUGAAGAAAUGGAUAAGUAUCUUCCUUCAAUUUGACUUUGAUAAAUCUGGCUCCAUGUCCUCUUAUGAGCUUCGUGGUGCUCUUAAAGCUGCAGGAUACCAGCUCAACAAUUACCUGCUGCAACUGAUUGUCCUCCGAUACUCUGAUGAGCAGUUCCAGAUUGAAUUUGAUGAUUUUCUGAACUGCCUAAUACGCCUGGAGAAUGCGAGUCGAGUAUUCCAAGCACUGAGUGUGAAAAACAAGGACUUCAUUAACCUGAAUAUAGGCGAGUUUAUCAGCCUGGGAAUGAGCAUCUGAAGGAAUCUGAUUUGGAUGCCAGGAGUUUCUUGCAACUUUGCUGCUGAGACUUUUGCCCCAAGAGCUGAGGUCCCCUUCACAUGCAAACUUCACCAGGAGAUUUCCUGCAGAGAAACAUGCAUGCUACCUCAACUUUCUGUUCUCCAGCCCUGUGGAUGAGUUCAAGUGUCAGAUCAUGUGGUUU